Verticillium alfalfae VaMs.102 is the source of this 903-nucleotide messenger RNA. Its product is annotated as X-Pro dipeptidyl-peptidase protein. The record is from RefSeq and is a predicted model, not a curated record. The transcript has a single exon. NCBI's taxonomy places the organism in Eukaryota, Fungi, Ascomycota, Sordariomycetes, Glomerellales, Plectosphaerellaceae. Bases 1 to 903 code for a protein of 300 amino acids.
AUGUCUGCCAUAUCAAUUACUAAAGGUUCGAUUAACCUCGCUGGUCUCCUUUUCAGGCCCGGCUCUACGACUGAAAAACUCCCUGGUAUUGUUAUCCUUCACCCCACAGGCGGUGUCAAGGAGCAAACCGUCAGCAUUUACGCGAAAAGACUAUCGGAAAGGGGAUAUGUGACCGUGUGUUUUGAUGCCGCUCAUCAAGGCGAAUCUGGGGGUCUACCACGCUACCUUGAGGACCCCUCAGCCCGAGUGUCAGAUGCUUCUGCUGCAGCCGACCUUCUUCAGAGUCUAGACUUCAUCGACCCUGAUCGCAUCGGUAUUCUAGGGAUCUGCGCCGGCGGCGGCUACGCCACGGCAGCGGCGACAAUCGAUCAUCGAUUCAAGGCGGUUGCAGUCGUGAGCCCCGUCAACAUGGGCCUUGGCGUUCGUCUUGGUUCUCAGGGUCAAGACGUUGCAGCUGAAAAGCUGAGCCUCCUCGAACAGGUAGCCCACGCGCGGCAAAUCGAAGCAAAGGGUGGCGAGCCGGUUACCGUUCCAAUCAUAACACCCUUGGGCGAGAAUCCCACCGAAGAGGCUCUUAAGGUCUUUGACUACUACAUGACCCCUCGGGCGCAGCACCCCAGAUCGGAAAACAAGAUGCUUCUCCGGUCUCUUACACUGCUCGCCAACUUCGACCCAUGGUCCUUUGCAGACAUAUAUCUUACGCAGCCGGUACUGAUUGUGGCUGGGGAAAAGUCUGCACAGAAAUGGCAUGCGGAAGCCCUUUUCGAAGUUCUUUUGGGGCAUAACAAGGGGCUGAGAAAGAUUAUCAUGCCAAAUGGUGGACAUGUGGACUUUUACGACCAAGAUGAGUACGUCAAUCCUACGUUGGAAGAGAUUGACCGGUUCUUUGAGCCGCUGGUAUGA